Molecule: messenger RNA, 1965 nt
Organism: Venustampulla echinocandica
Lineage: Eukaryota; Fungi; Ascomycota; Leotiomycetes; Helotiales; Pleuroascaceae
Exons: 1
Coding region: 1-1965 (654 amino acids)
Source: RefSeq, a predicted model, not a curated record
AUGUUGUCAAGCCCCCAGGUAGCGCAGUCAGAUGACUCUGUCAUUCCAAGCAAUGAGCAGAUUCAGAAAGUCCUAAUCAAAAGCCAUAAUCACUGGCAGCAAUAUAUCAAAGAGGCGACUGAGCAGCCAUCAACCGUGUUUGAUUGCAUAGAGUUUCGAGGUCUAAUCGACAGAACCCCAGCAAUUCCUCCUCAUCGCCUUCUAAGACGAAAUGGACGUGCCGCAUAUGGUCAGUCGACCUGGCAUUUCUCACCUCAAGACAAGUGCAGUUUAGGAGAGCUUAAAGGGCAUUUGAGGCCAAUGAUCCUAGGCAUUACAAAUCCUACGAUAUGCACGACUGAGGGAUCUAGCUUUCGCCAUUGGGGAGGAGAUAUUGUCGAAAAUCCUGAACCUGGAAAUGGUCUUGCAAUUUUAGUAUUUGCUUGGGCAUACAUUCUUUCUGCGCGGCUCGUUGAACUCCAAGGAGGGUCGGUUCGGUACACGGAAGUCCUCGCACCAAUCGCUGGUGUUGAAUCCCGGGUUCAGGCAACGUCGAGAGAUGUUGUCGUUGAUCUUGAGAAUGUUGAUUCUAUUGCGGCUCGUUGGUGGCGUGCAAUUCUAGCUCAUGGUCAAGGAUGGCGUGCCACUGUGCAUGAACACCCAGUAUACCUGUCUCCCUGGUCUGUCAGCUAUCAGGGCAGUCAAUAUUUACAAGUCAAUCUCCUGCCAUCUGCUUCUGCUAAACAUACGUCAGAGCAUCAUUGCCCCUCAUCCACUGAAGCCAUGGGCUAUCUCGCGGAUUUCUGUGCCAUUCACCACCUUCACAGUCAAUCUUCAGCAGCACUCGCAGCGGCUCUAGUUUUGCCAUUGCAUGAACUUUUACGUCAGGAAGCGACCCUACCAGAGAUUGUUCUUGUAAAGCCUCGCGAUACCACCAUUAUGAGGCCGGAUUUCCUGAAAGAAGAUCAGGCUUUGCCAUAUCUCAUGACACUAAGUUGUACCGCUAGAAUGCUUGAUUCAGCAAUUUGGGGGGUGUUCUGGGAACCAGGAGUUGACUGCAACCUUGUCAGUGCCUGGUUCCGCCCUAUCAUCAACAUCCUUACUCCAAUCAUCAAGAGUGGUAACUUCGAGCUGCUUGCAAAGGUCAUGGCUCUUCGCGAUCCAAAGCUAUCUCCAUUAUGGCUGGGCAGCAUUAUAACUGGAAUUACCCCAAGAAGGAUCAUCCCCUUCCUCGAGCAUUUGGAUGGAACUUUGUCAGGUCCUGACCUUGACGUAGUGGCCUGGACCUCCUCUCCACAGUCCUUCAUAGACCUAGCAGGCUCAGGACCUUAUGUGCAAGAUUCGAAAAUCCGACGGGCAGAUGUGUGGCGAUUACGCUACAUCUGUCAAAAUGAAUACCCUCCACCUAGUCCAUACCGAAGUCCGCCAUUAACGGGAUGGCCUCCAUUUGGUUCAGUGCCACAUACCUCUGUAGACCUUGAGGUCUGGCUUCAUACAAGUUGCAACAGGCAUGAGCGACUCUAUAGCCACUGGGAUUGGAUUAUAGCAGAUGGAACGCGACUUAGAGAUUACGGCUUUAACAAAUAUAGUACAAGGUGGGAUUUGCCUCCUAUUCAUUUCCAAGAUGUAAAUCUUGAGAAAUUUGGGUCGGGCGAAGUGGGAAACCUUGACCUCAAUGAAGAAGUAUCAGAAGAUGCAACGAAGACGGCAUUCGCAUGGGCUAUAGAGGCAGGAUAUAACCCUGAGAUUGACAAGGCCUUCAAUCAUCCAUGGCUUAGUAUGCGGGAUCAUGAUGAAGACAGUGAUGCAUCGUCAAUUGCAGAAUCGAUAGAUGCAAAGGAUGUGUCAAACGGUAAUUUCUCUAUUGGGCGGUUCUUGGCGGAGCAAUUGGAGGAUACUCAAGUGAAAAGGGCCAAUCAGAUUGAAUCAGCUCCAGCAGAUGGAGAACUUGACGUGGAUAUGCCGAAAGUUCAAGCUAGUUGUUAA